AUGCGUCUUACUACCGCUUUGGUCACCAUUGCCUCGGCUAUCGUCCUGGCUUGCUCCACCUCGCAGGUCGAGGCUGCAACCCCUGUUGUUGCUGGUUACCUUCUCCUCAACCCCCAGAACGGCCCUGCCAAGCUCAAGGCUCUCGCCGACAAUGCCGCCAACAUCCCCAUCAACCGUAUCUUCCUCUCCUUUGCCCGCCCCGGUAUGGUCUACGUCCCUGGCUCCAAGACCCUUGCCGACGUCGGUCUUGCCUAUGGUACCUCGGGCGAUUAUGGUUUCGCUGACCUCAAGACCCGUGUUGCUCAAUUGACCGCUGGCGGUGUUGAGGUCUUCCUGUCAGUUGGAGGUUGGAACUAUGGAUGCUUCCCUUUCCUCUACACCUACUACUCGGUCGGAGGUUACGGAACUUCCACUCCCAACUACUACAAGAUCCAGGACAACGGCGGCACCCUUGCUGGAUGCACUGAGGCCAACAUGUGGUGUUACACCUGCGAGCCCAAGAGCGAGAACACCGUUCUUGCCGACUUUGACAUCUUCCCCGAGCCCACCAACUCGACCACCUGGAAGAGCGCUCAGAGCUACGUUAUCUCCACGGCCGGAGCUGCUGCCCCUGUCUUCCACCCCGAGAUCGUCCCAGGUCGCAGCUGGACCGACCCUGUCACCAAGCAGACUGUCGUCGUCCCCGGAAGCGACGCCUUUGUCAAGCAGAACCGCGACCCUUACCAGGAUCUUGUUUACUUGGCCAAGGAUCUCGGCCUCACCGGUGUUGAUAUCGACUACGAGGAGAUGUGGCACGCCGACUAUCUGCGCGCCGGUCCUACCACAGGACCAUGGACUAACGAGCAGACGACUUACAAGUACGCUGCCAUCAUGCAGGAUGUCCGUCUGAACAUCCUGGCCAUCCAGCCCAGCUUGAUGCUCGCGACCGCAGCCUCGGCUGCUGGUGGUCUCUCGACCCCCUGGUGGGGCGGAAACCUCAAGAACAUCUGGUACUUUGUCAACAAGUGGUACCCCGACCUCUACGCCUUCAUCGCCAACACCGGAGGAAUCAAUGUCAUGACCUACGAUCUCUCCAACAACCAGGAGUUCCACGAGUGCCCCGACGCCAGCACUUGCUCCCUCAGCCAGCAGGUCAACUACUACAUGAAGUCCUAUGCCGACAACAACAUGCUCGCCCAGGUUGGAUACGAGAUCGGUAUCCCUGCCUACCCCGCCUCGGACCACGACCCCACUCACCAGCUGCCCCUGAUCCAAUCUGAGCUCACCAGCAUCUUGAACGUCCAGGGUGCCAAGGGUGGUUUCUUCUGGGAGCUCUACAAGGCUGCCGGCACCUCGGCCAACGUCGACGUCACCUCGGCUGCCCAGCAGAUCUGCAAGGCUGCCCUCGGAGCCUCGACCCCUCGCUGCGCCGGUGUCAUCCCCCAGCCCGGCGGUGUUGUCCCUACCUCGACCGUCACCGCGACCGCGACCGCGACCGUCACCGUCACCAAGACCGUCUCUUCCACCUCCUCGGCCCCCGUCACCACCACUACCGGUGGUGCCUCCUGCUCUGCUGAUGCCUGGAACGCCGCGACCCCCUACGCCGGCGGCUCCAAGGUCUCGUACAACGGCCGUCUCUACACCGCCCUCUGGUGGUCCCAGAACAACCUCCCCACCGCUGGUAGCCCCUGGUCCGACAACGGCGCCUGCAGCACCGGCAGCGCCACUGGCCCUACUCCUACUGCUACUACCGCCCCUGGUAGCUGCUCUGGCGUCACCACCUUCUCGAGCACCGAUGCCUACAGCGGUGGAGCCAAGGUCACCUAUGGCGGCUUUAUCUACACCGCCCAGUGGUGGACUCAGGGCGAGACCCCUGGCUCGGCUGCUGCCUGGGUCAAGGGUGCUGCCUGCUCGGCCACUCUCCGUCGCCGUCUUUACCAAUAG
Messenger RNA from Linnemannia hyalina, 1923 nucleotides. The record is from the annotation of a GenBank genome assembly. NCBI's taxonomy places the organism in Eukaryota, Fungi, Mortierellomycota, Mortierellomycetes, Mortierellales, Mortierellaceae.